This is a messenger RNA of Cheilinus undulatus (humphead wrasse), 1665 nucleotides long. It is a transcript of the gene tmprss3a, whose product is annotated as transmembrane serine protease 3a. The transcript has 14 exons. The coding region runs from base 1 to 1629 and encodes 542 amino acids. Gene Ontology annotation, biological process: proteolysis. Gene Ontology annotation, cellular component: membrane. The record is from RefSeq and is a predicted model, not a curated record. Gene Ontology annotation, molecular function: protein binding; serine-type endopeptidase activity. Lineage: Eukaryota; Metazoa; Chordata; Actinopteri; Labriformes; Labridae.
AUGGUCUUAGACAACGCACAGCUGAGCGUGGACAAUGGCACCAUGACAAAGAGCUUGGUGGAGAUCAAUCCUGAUGCCAACAUUGCAGCUCCACCAGUAGAACCAAAGACAGAAGCACCUGAGCAGCCGGACCCCUCCAAGAUAGAGGUGGUCUCGGUGACAGAGGAAGACCUCCCUACCAUUGAGACCCCCAACACGCUGAAUGUCAGCCCCCUGGGCAGCUUCACCACUGAGGCCCAACCAGAGAACGAAUCUGCCAAAACUGAAGAGACCAAACCCCCAACAGCACCCAGCCCGAGCAUGCCAAUCACCAAGGUGCAACCCUUCAUGAGCGAAGAAGACUUGGAGAAAAGCUGGAAGAGCAGACUGCUGGCCCAUCGCUUGGAGCUGCUCAUCUUUUCCUGCACCAUCUUGGCCGUCGUCCUCAUUCUGGGCAUCGGUCUCGGAGUGGGUCUGAGCUGUGUGGGGAAGUUUCGUUGUGGCUCUUCGUCUCAGUGUAUCAGUGCCUCGGCUCAGUGUGACGGAGAGAUUCACUGUGACAACGGAGACGAUGAGCUCGGCUGUGUGCGUCUGAGUGGGGGGAGCUCGGUCCUGCAGGUUCAGAGAGGGGGGGUCUGGAGGACGGUCUGCUCAGAGGGCUGGAACAACCAGCUGGGGCUCUCUGCCUGCAGACAGCUUGGAUACUCCAGAUACGUGGAGUCGUUCUUCGUCUCUCUGGCUUCCAUCGAACAUGACCUUCAGUUACCUCUUGUGUCCAUAAACAUGAGCCAAUCAGAGAUCAUCAAGCUGCAGAAUGCCACAGCUCUCAGUAAAACUCAGUGCAGCUCGGGAAAGGUGACCACUCUGAAAUGUCUCGAGUGUGGCUCUCGUCCUCAGUACACCACUCGUAUCGUUGGGGGAAACAUCUCAAGCCGGGGUCAGUUCCCCUGGCAGGUGAGUCUGCACUUCAGCAGUGAGCACCUGUGUGGAGGCUCCAUCAUCACAUCACGCUGGAUCAUCACUGCUGCUCACUGUGUGUACGGGUUUGCAGACCCAUCCAUGUGGGCAGUUCACGUUGGUCUGACGGCACAGCCGCAGAACGCAGCUCAGUCCCUGUCUGUGGAGCAGAUCAUCUACCACGCACGCUAUAGACCCAAAGGACUGGACUACGACAUCGCACUCAUGAAACUGUCCACGCCUCUGGUUUUUAAUGGCCUUGUGGAGCCAAUCUGUCUGCCCAACCACGGAGAGGAGUUUGAGGAGGGGACCAUGUGCUGGAUCUCUGGAUGGGGGUCGACGAAGGAGGAAGGAGAGACCAGUAUGGAUCUGCAUUCAGCCAUGGUGCCGCUCCUCUCCACUAAAACCUGCAACCAGCUGGAGGAUUAUGAGGGUCUGAUCUCCUCCUGGAUGAUCUGUGCGGGAUACUUAGAGGGAGGAAUAGACUCCUGCCAGGGUGACAGUGGGGGUCCUUUGGCCUGCGAGCACUCGUCUGUUUGGAAGCUGGUCGGAGCCACUAGCUGGGGAAUCGGCUGUGCGAUGAGGAAUAAACCAGGAGUUUACACUCGUAUUACACGUUCACUAAGCUGGAUCAGACAGCAGAUGGAGAGAGGAGAAUCUCACAGUCCUGCUACUCUGAGCACAGCCAACUGAACCAACCCACCCUGGACACUGAUGGGAAUUUUUUAA